AAAAAUCCUAUGGAAUCCGUAGACGGAUAGCUAAAAGCUCCACGAUUCUCCGACGUCGGUACAUACAAGCGCAAAUACGCCAGGGUGAUUUAGCAGGGGUUAAGAACAAGGCCAGGGGAUUCCUAGGAACUGAAAAGAGAUAAGUGCAUUGGGCGACAGGAAAAAUUUCCCAAGCAGCCAGCUCUUGAGUCUUAUACCCGAACUCUUGCUCUCGCGACAAGCUCACGAUUCUGUUUUUUUAAACUUCGUGAAACUCCUGGGAACUACUGUCAAAGCAGUAUCUUGAUCUGAUUUGUAUUACUCUAUCUCAUCAAGAUGUCUCCUCCCGUCGCUGCUGGUCGCGAGAAGGAGUCCGGCCUGGCUCGUGUCCUCGGCUCUGGUUCCGCUGGUAUUGCUGAGCUGGCCGUCUUCCAUCCUGUACGGAACCCCACCUCUUUUGAGCACAACCAGUUGCGACAAAUCUUGGAGUUGUUCACUAACCCCUCCACAAGGUCGACACCAUUGCGAAGCGGUUGAUGAGCAACCAGACUCGUAUAUCCAGCGCCAGCGAAUUGAACAAGGUUAUCUUCAAGGACAAGGCCACCGCUCCCCUCGGACGAAAAUUCGUUUCUCUCUUCCCUGGGCUGGGAUACGCCGCCGGUUACAAGGUCCUCCAGCGUGUGUACAAGUAUGGUGGCCAGCCUGUUGCCCGUGAUUACCUCUCCAAGCACUAUGGAGCAGACUUUGAGAACGCCUUCGGCAAGAAGACUGGAAAAGCCAUCAUGCACUCUACUGCUGGAAGUCUGAUCGGUAUUGGUGAGAUUGUUCUCCUACCUCUUGACGUCCUCAAGAUCAAGCGUCAGACAAACCCCGAGGCUUUCCGUGGCCGUGGCGUCCUCAAGAUCGUUGCCGAUGAGGGUUUCGGCCUGUACCGUGGUUGGGGCUGGACUGCUGCUCGUAACGCCCCUGGAUCUUUCGCUCUGUUCGGUGGAUCUGCUUUUGCCAAGGAGUACAUUUUCCAUCUUGAGGAUUACAACAAGGCCAGCUGGUUCCAGAACUUUAUUGCUUCUAUUGCUGGCGCUUCCGCUUCUCUCGUUGUCUCUGCUCCCCUUGACGUUAUCAAGACCCGUAUCCAGAACCGAAACUUCGACAACCCUGAGAGUGGCUUCCGAAUUCUCUCCAACAUGGCCAAGAACGAGGGUCCUGGAGCUUUCUUCAAGGGACUUGUCCCUAAGCUGCUCAUGACUGGUCCCAAGUUGGUCUUCUCUUUCUGGCUUGCCCAGACUUUGAUUCCUGCCUUCGACACUGCUUUCAAGAAGUAGAGAUGAGAUUAUGGAAUAUUUGAAUUCAUGUUAAAGAUAAAUAUACGAAUCUAGAUAGGUACCAUCUGGACGGUGAUGACGAAGAAGGCUUAAAUGGGAGUUUAGACGGAUUAGGUUAUUUUGGGUUUGCUACGAUAGACACGCCGCUGCACCGAUAUGAGAGGAUCGGCUUCGCUUGGAAGCCAGGUAAUCUGUUAGUGAAGCAGUGGAGAGGCACUCAACUCUGUAUAAAUAAAGCGAUUUGAUUUGAUACA
Molecule: messenger RNA, 1555 nt
Organism: Fusarium odoratissimum NRRL 54006
Lineage: Eukaryota; Fungi; Ascomycota; Sordariomycetes; Hypocreales; Nectriaceae
Product: mitochondrial GTP/GDP carrier protein 1
Exons: 6
Coding region: 516-1301 (261 amino acids)
Cellular component (GO): mitochondrion
Molecular function (GO): guanine nucleotide transmembrane transporter activity
Source: RefSeq, a predicted model, not a curated record